AUGGACUCGCGAGCCGCGAUCCAUCUGAGACGUCUGGAGGCCAGGGGGAGGUCAGGGGAAGGCCAGCGGAAGUUCAGGGGGGGCCAGCGGGAGGUCAGGGGGCCAGCGGAAGUUCAGGGGGCCAGCGGAAGUUCAGGGGGCCAGCGGGAGGUCAGGGAAGGCCAGCGGAAGUUCAGGGGGGCCAGCGGGAGGUCAGGGGGGCCAGCGGGAGUUCAGGGGGGCCAGCGGGAGGUCAGGGGAAGGCCAGCGGAAGUUCAGGGGGCCAGCGGGAGGUCAGGGGGGCCAGCGGGAGGUCAACAGGUGGUCAGGGGGGCCAGCGGGAGGUCAGGGGGGCCAGCGGGAGGUCAACGGGUGGUCAGGGGGGCCAGCGGGAGGUCAAGGCCAGGGUGGUCAGGGGGGCCAGCGGGAGGUCAAGGGAAGGCCAGCGGGAGGUCAACGGGUGGUCAGGGGAGGCCAGCAGGAGGUCAGGGGGAGGCCAGCAGGAGGUCAACGGGUGGUCAGGGGGAGGCCAGCAGGAGGUCAGGGGAGGUCAACGGGUGGUCAGGGGGAGGCCAGCGGGAGGUCAACGGGUGGUCAGGGGGAGGCCAGCAGGAGGUCAGGGGAGGCCAGCAGGAGGUCAGGGGGGCCAGCGGGAGGUCAGGGGAGGCCACGGGUGGUCACGGGGGGGCCAGCGGGAGGUCAGGGGAAGGCCAGCGGGAGGUCAACGGGUGGUCAGGGGGAGGCCAGCGGGAGGUCAACGGGAGGUCAGGGGGAGGCCAGCGGGAGGUCAACGGGUGGUCAGGGGGAGGCCAGCGGGAGGUCAGGGGAAGGCCAGCGGGAGGUCAACGGGUGGUCAGGGGAGGCCAGCAGGAGGUCAACGGGUGGUCAGGGGAGGCCAGCGGGAGGUCAACGGGUGGUCAGGGGGAGGCCAGCGGGAGGUCAGGCCGGGUGGUCAGGGAAGGCCAGCGGGAGGUCAACGGGUGGCCAGCAGGAGGUCAGGGAAGGCCAGCGGGAGGUCAACGGGUGGUCAGGGGGAGGCCAGCGGGAGGUCAACGGGUGGUCAGGGGGAGGCCAGCAGGAGGUCAGGGGAAGGCCAGCGGGAGGUCAACGGGUGGUCAGGGGGAGGCCAGCGGGAGGUCAGGGGAAGGCCAGCGGGAGGUCAACGGGUGGUCAGGGGGGCCAGCGGGAGGUCAGGGGAAGGCCAGCGGGAGGUCAACGGGUGGUCAGGGGGAGGCCAGCGGGAGGUCAACGGGUGGUCAGGGGGAGGCCAGCAGGAGGUCAGGGGAGGCCAGCGGAAGGUCAGGGGGAGGCCAGCAGGAGGUCAACGGGUGGUCAGGGGGAGGCCAGCAGGAGGUCAGGGGGAGGUCAACGGGUGGUCAGGGGGAGGCCAGCGGGAGGUCAACGGGUGGUCAGGGGGAGGCCAGCAGGAGGCCAGGGGAGGUCACGGGUGGUCAGGGGAGGCCAGCGGGUGGUCAACGGGUGGUCAGGGGAGGCCAGCAGGAGGUCAGGGGAGGCCAGCAGGAGGUCAGGGGGAGGCCAGCGGAAGGUCAGGGGGGCCAGCGGGAGUUCAGGGGAGGCCAGCGGGAGGUCAAGGCCGGGUGGUCAGGGGAGGCCAGCAGGAGGUCAGGGGAGGCCAGCGGAAGGUCAGGGGAGGCCAGCGGAAGGUCAGGGGAGGCCAGCGGGAGGUCAGGGGGAGGCCAGGGUGGUCAGGGGAGGCCAGCAGGAGGUCAGGGAGAGGCCAGCGGAAGGUCAGGGGGAGGCCAGCGGGAGGUCAACGGGAGGUCAGGGGGAGGCCAGCAGGAGGUCAGGGAGAGGCCAGCGGAAGGUCAGGGGGAGGCCAGCGGGAGGUCAACGGGAGGUCAGGGGGAGGCCAGCAGGAGGUCAGGGAGAGGCCAGCGGAAGGGGGAGGCCAGCAGGAGGUCAGGGAGAGGCCAGCGGAAGGUCAGGGGGAGGCCAGCGGAAGGUCAGGGGGAGGCCAGCGGGAGGUCAGGGGGAGGCCAGCAGGAGGUCAGGGAGAGGCCAGCGGAAGGUCAGGGAGAGGCCAGCGGAAGGUCAGGGGGAGGCCAGCGGAAGGUCAACGGGUGGUCAGCGGGAGGUCAGGGGGAGGUCAACGGGUGGUCAGGGGGAGGCCAGCAGGAGGUCAGGGAGAGGCCAGCGGAAGUUCAGGGGGAGGCCAGCGGAAGGUCAACGGGUGGUCAGCGGGAGGCCAGCAGGAGGUCAGGGAGAGGCCAGCGGGAGGUCAACGGGUGGUCAGCGGGAGGUCAACGGGUGGUCAGGGGGAGGCCAGCGGAAGGUGAUCAUUUGACGGCUACAUGGAGAUCCAGCACUUGUUACGUCUCUUGUAUCCCCCGUCGUUGA
Messenger RNA from Oncorhynchus keta (chum salmon), 2337 nucleotides. RefSeq lists its product as uncharacterized. The coding region runs from base 1 to 2337 and encodes 778 amino acids. The transcript has 3 exons. The record is from RefSeq and is a predicted model, not a curated record. Lineage: Eukaryota; Metazoa; Chordata; Actinopteri; Salmoniformes; Salmonidae.